AACGAACUUAAAAUUGAUUGUAAUGCUGAUGAAGAAAUUGAGGUGGUCUAUGCAAACUAUGGUCGAACAUUGGUAGGCAUAUGCCCUGGUUCUAACGAGAUAAACACAAAAUGCAAUCAUCAAAACACGUCCUAUGAUGUUGUUCAGAGCAGCUGUUCAGCUAAAUCUUCUUGUGUUGUUAAAGCUACAAAUGCAGUUUUUGGUGACCCGUGCGUAGGAACAUUUAAAUAUCUUGAAGUGCAAUAUACUUGUAAACCUCAAUUACAAGUUGCACGAGCUUGUGAAGGAUAUGAUUUAAUUAUUGAUUGUAAUGCUAAAGGAGUUAUUGAAAUAGCCAAUGCUAACUACGGUAGAACUAUGUCCAGUAUUUGCCCUGGUGCUUCCGACUUAAACUCGAAAUGUGAUAACAAAAAAACUUCACUAGAAAUUGUUCAGAGAAGCUGUUCAUACAAACCUGCAUGUACUGUUAAAGCAACCAAUGCAGUGUUUGGUGACCCAUGUGUUGGAACAUAUAAAUAUCUCGAAGUAGAAUAUAAAUGCAAAUCACAAGUUAUGCGAGCUUGUGAAUGGAACGAUCUUAAAAUUGAUUGCAAUGCCAAUGAAGAAAUUGAAGUGAUCUAUGCAAACUAUGGUCGGACAUUGGCAGGCAUAUGUCCUGGUUCUAACGAAAUGAACACAAAAUGCAAUCAUCAAAAAACGUCUUUUGAUGUUGUUCAGAGCAGCUGUUCAGCUAAAUCUUCUUGUGUUGUUAAAGCUACAAAUGCAGUUUUUGGUGAUCCAUGCGUAGGAACAUUUAAAUAUCUUGAAGUGCGAUAUAAUUGCAAGCCAAAACUACAAAUUGCACAUGCCUGCGAAGGAAACGAUUUGAAAAUAGAUUGCAACGGAAAAGGAAAAAUUGAGGUGGUAAAUGCAAACUACGGUAGAACCUUGCCUGGUCUUUGUCCUGGUGGAGACGCAUUUAAUACAAAAUGUGAUAAUAAAAAAAAGUCAAUUGAAAUAGUUAAAUACAACUGUUCUUCCAAACCUAGUUGCAUUGUUAAAGCUGCCAAUGAAGUGUUUGGUGAUCCAUGUAUUGGUACAUACAAAUAUCUCGAAGUACAAUAUACUUGUGGAUAAUACUUGUACACGA
Molecule: messenger RNA, 1129 nt
Organism: Hydra vulgaris (swiftwater hydra)
Lineage: Eukaryota; Metazoa; Cnidaria; Hydrozoa; Anthoathecata; Hydridae
Product: L-rhamnose-binding lectin CSL3-like
Molecular function (GO): carbohydrate binding
Source: RefSeq, a predicted model, not a curated record